AUGCCUGCUUCCCUGAAAAAAUUUGAGGCUGUCUUCCCUGCACUGGUGGAAGACCUCCGAAAGCAAUGUUGUGAGCAGUACCAACUUCCCAUCGAAGUAUGGCAAUGGUUCGAAAAGUCCCUCGUCCAUAAUACUAUGGGUGGAAAAUGCAACCGCGGUCUCUCCGUAAUCGACACCAUACAGCUCCUCCUAGGUCGCGACCUGACGAAAGAAGAAUACUUCCAAAGCGCGACACUGGGAUGGAUGAUCGAGCUACUGCAAGGAAUGAUGCUCGUACUGGAUGAUAUUAUGGACGUCUCGGAGACUCGAAGGGGGCAGCCAUGUUGGUAUCGGAUGCCCGAGGUGGGCAUGACUGCUGUGAAUGAUGGGCCGAUGUUGGAGAGUGCGAUUUAUGUGCUUUUGAGGAAAUAUUUUCGGAAUCAUCCUGCAUAUAUCGAUAUGUUAGAAUUAAUCCACGAAGUAACUCUUCAGGUUGAACUGGGCCAAUGCUGCGAUAUGCUCACCGUACCAUCAGACCAAGUCAACCUAGAUAAUUUUAAUCUCGAGAGAUACACCCAGAUUAUGACCUACAAGACAUCCUAUUACAGCUUCUACCUGUCUGUCGCUCUGUCCUUAUUAUACACCAGUCGGGCAACACCACUUAAUCUCUCACAAGCUAAGGACAUCCUCACCUCCAUGGGCGAAUAUUUUCAAAUCCAGGACGACUACCUGGACAAUUUCGCCGACCCGAUGGUAUUGGGUAAAAUCGGGACAGAUAUCCAGGAUAAUAAGUGUUCCUGGCUUGUGAAUCAGGCUUUGAAGAGAUGUACACCUGAGCAGAGGAAGGUUCUGGAGGAGAAUUACGGUCGCAAGCACAGUAAAGUUGAAGAGUAUGUGACGAAGAUCAAGGAACUUUAUGACCAGAUGGGGUUGGAGAGGGCGUAUUUAGAAUACGAUGAGAGGAAAGUGGUGGAGAUUAGGUCGAGGAUCGAAGAAGUGGAUGAGAGUCAGGGGUUGAAGAAGAAUGUUUUUGAGGAGUUUUUGAAGAAGAUUUACAAGAGGAGUAAGUGA
Messenger RNA from Penicillium malachiteum, 1050 nucleotides. RefSeq names its product FPP/GGPP synthase family protein. Bases 1 to 1050 code for a protein of 349 amino acids. Gene Ontology annotation, biological process: trans, trans-farnesyl diphosphate biosynthetic process. The record is from RefSeq and is a predicted model, not a curated record. Gene Ontology annotation, cellular component: cytoplasm. NCBI's taxonomy places the organism in Eukaryota, Fungi, Ascomycota, Eurotiomycetes, Eurotiales, Aspergillaceae. The transcript has 3 exons. Gene Ontology annotation, molecular function: (2E,6E)-farnesyl diphosphate synthase activity; dimethylallyltranstransferase activity.